GGGUCACGUGGGCGUGGGGACCGGAAGUGGGCGCUGAGACAGGAAAUGGUAGAAGACUGCAACAUGGGAAAAAAAAUCCAGGAUAGUAAAAAUGUUCCUUUUCAAAGAGAAAUCCCAUCAGCUGUGCUGCUGAUUGCUGUGGUGCUUAUGAAUUUGCUUCUUUAUCUCUACCUUGACCAUUUUUAUAUGCCGGUUCACCAUUCUGGUGUGGAUCCCAGUCUUUGUCCUUUUGGUUACUUCAGACUGGGGGAAAUGAAAAAUUGUUCACCAUGGCUGUCUUGUGAAGCUCUGAAAACCGAAGUCAGAAAACUGAAACUUGUUGGUGAAGGGGCCGUUAAAAAGGUCUUUCUUUCUGAAUGGAGAGAACGCAAAGUUGCCGUUUCUCAGCUUACCGGACCGGAGGUGAAGGAAGAUUUUCUCCACGGAGCAGAUAUGCUGAAAUCCCUUCAGAGUCAGUACGUCAUCACCCUCCUUGGCUACUGUGAGGAGCAGUUUACCAUUCUUACCGAAUAUCACCCCUUGGGUUCCUUGAGGAACCUGGAGAAAACAUUAGACCUCGCAAAAUAUCAAAGCCUGAACACCUGGCACCAUAGGUUUAUGUUAGCAAUAGAUUACGUGAGCAUCAUUCACUACCUGCACAACAGCCCCCUCGGUACGUUGGUGAUGUGUGAUUCCAGCGAUUUAAACAAAGUGCUGUCUCAGUACUUGCUGACCAGCGACUUUCACGUUGUGGCCAACGAUUUGGACGCCUUGCCGCAGGUGAACAGAAGUUCCGGGAAGCUGGUGAAGUGCGGCCACCGGGAGCUCCGGGGGGAGUUUGUAGCCCCCGAGCAGCUUUGGCCUUUUGGAGAGGAAGUGCCCUUUGAGGACGACCUCAUGCCUCCGUACGAUGAGAAGACGGAUAUCUGGAAAAUACCCGACGUGUCCGAUUUUCUCUUGGGGCACGUCGAAGGGAGUGAUAUCGUCAGGUUCCACUUGUUUGAUAUCCACGUGGCAUGUAAAAGGAGGACUCCGGGGGAAAGACCUUCUGCUCGGGUCGUUCUGGACACUUACCAAAAGAUUUUGAUUUCACUCAAAGAGACAGUCAUGCCCGGAACAAGAGAAAUGCUGUGAAACCUGCUUGGGUAGGGGAAUGAUUCCACUGAAGCGAUCGCACCUCGAACCUUAUUGUUGUCAUGUUGUUCUUCGAAGUCAUUGAAUCCUGGUUUGUUUCCUUCCCCUUGCAGUCUUUAGAAGAGAGCUGAAGCAAAGGCAAACUUGUCUGAUUUAAGUUCACCUGAAAUCACUUAAUGCUCUCACCCUCACUGAGGGAGCCAACAGCUGAAAGGGAGAGGAAGAGGAGCAAAUGGGCCUGGGUUUUCCAUGCUUCACACUAGUUACAUGUACUAAACAGUGAAAAUUGUUUCUUUGAAAAUGUCAGCAAUGUUUUUCAAGUCAUUAAAGAGCCCUGGAGAGAAUAAUGAACAUUCCUUUACUGAAAAAGUGAAAACAGUCAAACCGGGUGAGACUGUCAGGUUAGCCAGUUACGCCAGCGGAAUAAAGGGUAGAGGCUGCUGUGGAAGCUAAAGGCCACCCAAAAUAGAAUUCUCAGUUUCUUGCUGUCUUUAAAAAUGUUAUUAUAAAUGAAUAUUCAAUAAAUCCAUUGUAGCAGUCUCUCUUCUAAGUGCUAAAAGCAAAACAUGUUCUCAUUCUAGGGACAGACUACCAAAAUGUCCUAAUGUUCUAACUGUUCUGCCAAAUGUUGGGAGGAUGAUGUGUCUGUAAUUUAUGGUGGUAUUGGCCUUUUUGCUUUAAGCCCACAGAAACGGUUUCUGAUUCCGGCGUAACUUUGAGUGUGAAGUAAAGGCACUUGGUAAAGAGG
Messenger RNA from Ornithorhynchus anatinus (platypus), 1861 nucleotides. It is a transcript of the gene POMK, whose product is annotated as protein O-mannose kinase. Lineage: Eukaryota; Metazoa; Chordata; Mammalia; Monotremata; Ornithorhynchidae. Gene Ontology annotation, biological process: protein phosphorylation; protein O-linked glycosylation; carbohydrate phosphorylation. Gene Ontology annotation, cellular component: endoplasmic reticulum membrane. The record is from RefSeq and is a predicted model, not a curated record. The coding region runs from base 46 to 1113 and encodes 355 amino acids. The transcript has 3 exons. Gene Ontology annotation, molecular function: protein kinase activity; carbohydrate kinase activity; ATP binding.